This is a messenger RNA of Synchiropus splendidus (mandarinfish), 1541 nucleotides long. It is a transcript of the gene plin2, whose product is annotated as perilipin 2. The record is from RefSeq and is a predicted model, not a curated record. The transcript is spliced from 7 exons. Bases 75 to 1313 code for a protein of 412 amino acids. Gene Ontology annotation, biological process: lipid storage; positive regulation of triglyceride storage. Lineage: Eukaryota; Metazoa; Chordata; Actinopteri; Syngnathiformes; Callionymidae. Gene Ontology annotation, cellular component: cytosol; lipid droplet.
GUCAUUCGGUGCCUGGCGAUUCAGUCGGUUUGUGUCCUGACUGUGAACGAGGAUUUUGAUCGGAUCGUUUCACCAUGUCCGCCUCCAGAGUUUCUCCUCCGACGAGCGUGAUAGACCGAGUGGCCUCUCUUCCUCUCGUCACGUCCACUUACCAGCUAGUUUCCACUGUGUACUCCUCCACCAAACACACUCAUCCCUACAUCCAGAGCGUGUGUGAGGCUGCUGAGCAGGGAGUCUGGAGCUUCACGAAUGUCGCCCGGACCACCGCCACCCCUUUCAUCCAUCGUUUUGAGCCGCAGAUUGCUGUGGCCAACCAGAUGGUCUGCCGUGGCCUGGACCAGGUGGAAAAGUCACUCCCAAUUCUGCAGCAGCCUCCGCAGCAGAUUGUCUCCAGUGCAAGGGGCCUGGUCAGCAACACCAAGCACGUGGUGACGGAUGCCACAGUCACUGUCUCAGACACACUGAGCAGCCUGAUGAAGCGGACCCGGGGUGCUGUGCAUAGUGGAAUGGAGAAGACCGUAGCAGCUGUGUCCGGCAGUGUUAGCUCAGUGCUGGAAAGUCGGGUGAUUCAACUGGUCAGUAGCAGCAUGGACUCUGCCCUGAUCACAUCUGAGAGCCUUGUGGAUCAACUCCUCCCCUUGACCGAGGAUGAACUGGCAGAACUAGAAGACAACUCCAUCAGCAACUUCGACAGGACGCAGCAGGGCUACUAUGUCCGUCUGGGAUGUCUUUCCACUAAACUGCGGCGCAGAGCUACUGCCACUGCUUUGGACAAGAUCCAAGCAGGAAAGCUGCGAAGCCUGGAGUUUCUGUCUGAACUCAACACAACUGUGGACAUGAUCCAUCCUGGCCGACCACACAAGCGUGUACCGUUGAGAUCUGCAGGUCAAGAAGCAGAGGUGAUCGAGUCUCGGACCUUGGCUCUGGCUCACUCCCUCACCCAGCAACUUCAAACCACAUGUCUGGUUGUGGUCUCAGGUCUACAGGGUGUCCCCAGACACCUCCAGAAGGAGGUGCUGUCAGUGGCUCAUUCAGCUUCAGAGGUCUACAAUAGCCUUAGUAAGGCUACAAUGUUCUCUGACCUGCCGGACAAUGUUGUCAACAGCACUAAGGUUCAGUUCGGUUAUAUGCGGAACUCAAUGGAUCAUGUCUUGGAAUAUCUUGUCAACAACACACCACUUAACUGGCUUGUCGGACCCUUCUACCCGCGUGUAGUCCGAGAGGAGAUACCAGAUCAAGCUGUGUCGCGUCCUCCCACCUUGACCACUCAACACCAGCAGAGUUCCCCUGAGAUAGAAAUGGAUUCACUCUAGCUUCUAUCUUUCAACAGUCAAGGCCAACACUCGGACAUUUGUUGUGUCCAACUGAGAUCCAACAUGUCCUCGAAUCAAGUACUGCAACAGUUCCUUCAGACUGGCUUUCCUUAAGUUCAUUACCAGACUAGUGCUUCAAUCAUUCUGUUACAACUUCAUGCCCUGUGAUCCUGUUUUCCACUCAUUAAAUCAUGCAGCUUUGUCAAUCACGAUGUAAAAUUGCAUUUU